This is a messenger RNA of Sturnus vulgaris (Common starling), 2752 nucleotides long. RefSeq names its product chromosome 15 C5orf15 homolog (gene C15H5orf15). The record is from RefSeq and is a predicted model, not a curated record. NCBI's taxonomy places the organism in Eukaryota, Metazoa, Chordata, Aves, Passeriformes, Sturnidae.
UUUUGUCUUUUUGGGGAGGGUAGCAGUGAAGCUGACCUCACAAUAUGCCAGCUAGCUAUAAAUAUGAAAUUACCUUGCAACUGCCUUUCCUCCUAUUUAUCUCUGCAUAUGCAACUAGCUGGCUUAAACCUGAGGAGAGAUCAGAGUUCCCUAAACUUGUCCUAGAUAAGAACUGAACAAGUUAAUGUUGAUAUGAUAAUUCAGACAAGUAGUUUUAUCAGCAACAAUAAGUGUGUUAGAUGUGAAAUGGUUGACUUUAAACUUCAGCAGAGAGGCACUGUGGUGUCUGCUUCACGUUAGAUAAGCUGAGUCUUCUGUGUUUUACAGUUGGUUAAAGAAUAAUUAAUACUACAAAAGUGUGCCAUGUAAACAAGAGCUCUGUUGUAAUUGAAUCUCAGCAAAUAUACAAGUUCCAUGAAUAACAUGAUUCAAUGUCCCCUAUAUAAUAUUUUACUUACAAGUAACCUGAUAGAAGCACUUGGUUGAAUGCUUCAUUUCUAGAGUCUGUAACUUUGAAGUGAGCCUUGAAAGUGUUUAAUGGAAGUAUUGUUGGUUUUGUAAAAUGAAAAAUUAGUUUGGCAUGCCAAAAUACAAGGCAAGUAUGGUCUCCCAGUUUAAAUGAAAAUGCAUGCUGAAAGUCUAAAAUUUAUUCUACAUUUUUUAAGGUGCUUCUGGAUUUGAAUCUGGUAGUGAUGUGCUGCAAACAUGAAUAAUUUGCUAAUUUUUAGGUUUAAAACAAUUGGCUAUUAAACUCUCUCUGCAUCUUUUUUUUUACUAUCCUUUAGAUACAGAAAAGGGAUAGUGGGCUCUGCAUCUGGAUUUCACCUUGUUUUUAAUGUAGUUCUGCAAAGCCCUUCCAACAUUGGAGAGACGCUGAAUUUGCCUGAGGGUACAUUGCUACAAUGUUUUUUCUUACUUCAUUACAGUAACUGCUGCCAACAAAAGGCUUUCCUCCGUGAGCCUGGGCAAUGUUUCUUUAUGGUUCAGUAGUUUCAUUUGAGUUAAUAUAAGGUUGGAAAUCUGUUUCAGUGUCUACAAAUUUAAUAAAAAUUAGUGCCUGGGAAGAGGUGCUGGGACCUUGUGUAGGAGACUUUGCAGCAUCUUAUUUUUUGUUUGUAAAACAUGCAAUGGUGAAAGAUGAAAAACUUAACUGCAGGAAAAGCUUUCCUGAGAACAUCCUCCUUUGUAGACCUCAGCUCAUUCUGUGGGAGGAAGAAUUUGAUAAUGGAGAAAAUGCCAAUCGUAUGUGAUUCUGCAAGACAUCAUGAAUGCACAGAGGGAAGGAUGACAUCUCUUUGAAGUUCUUAUGCCUGGAAAACAGGUCCUGUGAAAGCAGAUAUGCUUACAAGAAAUAUUUCUUCUACAAGUGAGAAUGAAACACUGAGUAGAUCCCAAAAUUUGACAGACAGCUUGCAGAGUUUAACCUCAGCAAGAAAGGAGACAUUCCCAACAACAGUCAAAAUCAAUUCAGUGAUGGCAGGACAGCCACUUAUACCCAAUGGUGACUCUUUGUCAUCUGUUGUCCCUGCUAGUCUGGUAUCACAGGUGGAUGUUGAUGCUUCUGAAGAUACUAAAAUUGAGGAAGAAGAUCUUCUAACAGAUUUGAAAGACACACUAAGUAAUUCCCCACCCAUCAUAAAAGAAACUAUGGAGUCAGAUGGAGAUGACUAUGCUUAUGAAAUGACACCGAAUUCCAGAUAUAAUCCAGACCUUCUAGAGAUGUCAGAAGAUGACAGCUCUGACACCAUCAGUAAUUACAAUGAGGAAAUCAAGACCCUUGAUGAAAAGAUAAAAGCUGUUUCUGUCUCAGGGUUGGAUGAAGAAGAAGAUGGCCACUUUUUUUUUCAUCUGGUUGUAGUUGCCUUCUUAGUAGCUGUUGUUUAUGUCACCUAUCACAAUAAGAGGAAGAUCUUCUUACUGGUGCAGAGCCGAAGGUGGAGGGAUGGCCUGUGCUCCAGGACAGUGGAAUAUCAUCGUUUAGAUCAAAAUGUUAACGAAGCGAUGCCUUCCCUGAAAAUAACCAAUGACUACGUGUUUUGAAAGCACUGUGAUUUGAGUUUGCUAAACUUAUUGCUCUUUGCCUGCCCAGUUGUGUAAUAAUAUUCAGGUAUUCUAAAUAAGCUGCUUGUACGGAAACGAGAUGUACUCUUUUUGACCUGGAUGUUUUGGAGAUUAAAUCUCAUGGAACAUCAAAGGCAUGAUCUAUUUGUUUGCUACUUUGGUUGGGUUUUAUAUCAACUGUAAAGAUAGACAGUUUAAUAAAUUAGUGCUCUUACCAUGCAUUAAGCAUCAUGCAUUAAGCAUCAUUCCCUUCUGUCUGGAGCAGUCUUGAUAGUAAUACUACAAAAAAAAGUGCAUAAAAUAUUUUAGGUCUAAUAAAUUAAUGACUUUGGCAUCACUCAAUCAAAUUAAUGAUCUCUUUGCUAAUCACUUACAUGGCUCACAAAUUCCACUAUAUUGUAAACUUAAAAUAUAAUUACUUUUUUCUGUGCUUAAGUUCUGAUGCUGCAAGUCUUUAAUCUCGUUGUUUUCUGAUUCUGUUUUCUUGUUGCAUAAUUUGAUCCUAUUUUGGCAAAAUAGCUGGAAUGGCAAUUUAAUAAUUUCUGUAUGUAUUCAUGCCAUAAAUAAUUUAAAAAUAAUGAUGUAUGACCCAUUUUAUUUCAGAAGUUUUAUACCGUAUAUUUCCUAAAAUGUUUAAGGUGUUUGUGAAGGUAUGCAGCUUCUUGACUGUCCUUUUUUUUUUUCUCAGAUG